AUGUGGUUCCUGUGAGCGGUAAGUUUUGCCGCUUUUGCUUCAACGGUGCGUUCUUGGCGAACUUUCACCGACUGCUGGUACUGCUGCUGCUUAUGUUUCCCACCUGUAAAUUGCGGUGAACGUUCUGGCUGAAAUGGAGUCGGAGGUAGCCUCCCUACGCGCUGAACUGGAAGCAAAAGACGCUGAAAUACAGAGACUUCGCCGGGCAUUGUCGUGCGAACAGGCUCUUGCGGGUGUGAUUGACGCAGCUUUGAACAAGGACGAUGUGUCGCGUUACAGCAGGCAGAUGUUGCUGCCCGGAUUUGGCGUCCAAGGGCAGAAAGCGCUGAAGUCUGCGUCCGUGCUAAUCGUCGGCGCUGGUGGUUUGGGAUGUCCAUGUGCGGCGUACUUGGCUGCUGCAGGUGUUGGUAAAAUAGGAAUUGUGGAUUUCGACGUCGUGGAAAAAAGCAACCUCCACCGACAGAUCUUGCACUCUGAGGCCAAGGUGGGCCUGUCCAAAGUAGAUUCUCUGGUGAUUGCUCUGAGGGAGUUGAACUCUCAGCCAGAGUACGUCCGACACUCGGCAGUCCUUGAAAGCUCCAAUGCCUUGGACAUCAUUGGCAGGUACCAGGUUGUGGUGGAUGCCAGUGACAACGCAGCCACCCGGUACCUGGUCAAUGAUGCGUGCGUACACCUGGGCCUCCCACUGGUGUCGGGCAGUGCUCUGCGCUGGGAGGGACAGCUGACGGUGUAUGGGUACCGUGGCGGUCCCUGUUAUCGAUGUCUCUUCCCACAGCCACCGCCCACGUCCACCGUUACCAAUUGCUCGGAGGGAGGCGUCAUAGGCAUGGUUCCUGGUGUUAUCGGCUGUAUGCAGGCUCUUGAAGUGGUGAAAAUUCUUACUGGACACGGAGAUGUCUGCUCCGGAAAGCUGCUCCUGUACGACGGCGCGGACGCCAGGUGGCGACAGGUGGCACUCAGGGGAAAGCUGCCCAACUGCGACGCCUGUGCCGACCCAUCGAAGGCUCCUGCAGUGCGAGACUAUGCUGCUUGGUGCGGCAUAGGUCCCACCAACAAGUGUAGUGGACUCAAUGUGCUACCCAAGGAGCUACGGAUCUCAUGCCAGGAUCUGAGGGAGCGACUUUUGCGCAAGGAGCCUGGCAGUCUCCUGCUCGAUGUUAGGCCUAAGUACGAGUUUGAGAUGUGCCACCUUCCUGGCAGCCUCAACAUUCCUCUUGAGCAGCUGGAUAAUGAGCUCGACUCAUUAAAUGAAAAACUGGCCAAAAAAACAGAAGUGGUUGUGAUCUGUCGGCGUGGCAACAACUCUCAGCUGGCAGUGGAAAAGUUGAGACAAGCGUGGAGCAAAAAGAUCAAGGUGUGUGACGUUAGAGGAGGCCUUGAGUCCUGGGCCAGAACCGUGGAUCCAGAAUUCCCCACGUACUGA
This is a messenger RNA of Rhipicephalus microplus (southern cattle tick), 1423 nucleotides long. It is a transcript of the gene Uba4, whose product is annotated as Ubiquitin-like activating enzyme 4. The record is from RefSeq and is a predicted model, not a curated record. NCBI's taxonomy places the organism in Eukaryota, Metazoa, Arthropoda, Arachnida, Ixodida, Ixodidae. Gene Ontology annotation, cellular component: cytoplasm; cytosol. Gene Ontology annotation, biological process: tRNA wobble position uridine thiolation; protein urmylation. Gene Ontology annotation, molecular function: URM1 activating enzyme activity; thiosulfate-cyanide sulfurtransferase activity; adenylyltransferase activity.